Messenger RNA from Populus nigra (black poplar), 1898 nucleotides. RefSeq names its product growth-regulating factor 4. Lineage: Eukaryota; Viridiplantae; Streptophyta; Magnoliopsida; Malpighiales; Salicaceae. The transcript has 4 exons. Gene Ontology annotation, cellular component: nucleus. Gene Ontology annotation, molecular function: ATP binding. Bases 16 to 1620 code for a protein of 534 amino acids. Gene Ontology annotation, biological process: developmental process; regulation of DNA-templated transcription; DNA-templated transcription. The record is from RefSeq and is a predicted model, not a curated record.
UAUGUUUUUUUCAUUAUGAGAAUAAAUUAUGGGUUUGAUGUCUCAGACAAAGCAGCCAAGGAAAGAAACAUGACUAGUGAUGUUGAUUUUGGUGUGAAGCUACACCAACCUAUUGAUCAUCAUCAAUCAUUCCCCUUUAGGAGGACUGCUAUGAUGGUUCAUCAUGCUAAUCACCACCGUCCAUUUGAUAAUGGUCCCACAUCAUCAUAUGAUAGAAACAAGUCCUUAAUCAACUAUAGUCGUGAACAUAUAGACAGUGUUGGUGCUUGUGGUGGUGCAGUUGGGGUUAGGACUUUGCAGCCUUUUGACACUUCUGAAUCAACUAUCACUACAGCUUCUGCCUUCAAAUCUCCAGGAGGCAAUAUGGCAGCAUCCUUGGGGUUUCCUUUUACAAAUGCACAAUGGAACGAGCUGGAAAGACAAGCCAUGAUAUACAAGUACAUGGUGUCUUCAAUUCAUGUGCCUCCUCAUCUUCUAAUCCCAACCCCAUUAAUGGGAAAUGGACUGGAUGUGAGGUUCACAAAUAGGGCAGAUCUAGAGCCAGGGAGGUGCCGGAGAACAGAUGGGAAGAAAUGGAGGUGCUCAAGAGAUGUGGCACCUGAUAAAAAAUACUGUGAGCGUCAUAUGCAUAGAGGCAGACCCCGUUCAAGAAAGCAUGUGGAACUCAAUACCAGCAACAACAGCAACAGCAACAGCAACAAGAAGAGCCGCCAUAAUCCUUCUAUCUGUACAGAAUCUCCUGUUACUGUGGCAAUUUCUAACCCCACUAUCAACAACAACAACAACAGUGGCUCUGCUUCUCAUGAUGAUUUUGUUGGGACUAUGCCUCAGCCAUAUAUUCAGACCCCAGUUUUUGUAAACAAAACCAGUGAAAAGAUUGCAACUUUUGAUGCUAACGGAGCCUUUGGUUCUACAUACAAGGAACCCAGGAGCUUUGACUGGAUGUUGAAAGGGGGAACUGGUCCUAUUGUCACAAAUGAUCAACAAUGGCCACAUCUAGUGCACACAGAAAUUGGACUUGCUACUGAAGGUUCCUUUAACAAUGCUUCUGUUCUCAAGCAGCACUACCGAGAAGAGUCUCUGAAUCUGAACUCAUAUGGAAAUCUUAAUGCUAGAGAAGAUCAACACCGCAGCCAAUAUAGUCUAUUUCUUGAUGGGGCUCCAAGGAGUUUUAUUGAUGCAUGGUCUAAUGAUGCAAAUUCUGGAAACACAAGUUCUGUGUCCUCAGAUGGGAAGCUCCCUCUUUCGCCACUCAGUCUAUCAAUGGGAGGCAAUAGGUCUGUUGAUGAUGAAAUGGGUCAGAUCCAAAUGGGCCUAGGCCUAAUCAAACCAGAUCAAAACCAAGAAUGUGGCGGUGACACCAGCAGCACACCAGGCGGGCCCUUAGCGGAGGUGUUACAAUUGAGGACAGUCAACAUCAAUACAGGAACUAAUCAGUCUUCUUCUAUGAUUGAAAAUGGAGAUUCUGUUUGUCCUCCAGCCACUAGAGUCUCUUCACCAUCUGAGGUUUUGCAGAAAACACUUGCCUCACUUUCUGAUAGCAGUGGUAAUAGCAGUCCAACACUUGCCAGUUCAAGGACCGAACCUGCAAUUGCCAUGCUUUGGUUAAAUCAAGCCUAAACUUGAAACCUUUGUGCUUAGUUAAGAUAAGGGCUUUUAGAUUCGUCAUAUUUUAUUAUCUUGGUUGUUCUGUUGUCUUUUGGUGAACUGGAGAGAGUGCUGUUUGGUUGAUAUGUUGUGUUGUAGGGAUGAUGUAAAGAGGUUUUUGUAGGGUUGAUGCUGUGUUGUUCUUUUCUUCUUGGAUCUUCUUGGGAUAUUAGUGAGGGAGACUUGUGUAGCCCUCCCUCUUAUUUUCGGAAAAUAUCUUUUAUUUGAUGGAAAAAUCACUUUUUGAUUGA